Molecule: messenger RNA, 871 nt
Organism: Thamnophis sirtalis
Lineage: Eukaryota; Metazoa; Chordata; Lepidosauria; Squamata; Natricidae
Source: RefSeq, a predicted model, not a curated record
AUGGUGGGGAAAAUAGGAGGAGGAAAGAAAAGGAAAGCUAGCGACAGCAGCAGAGGCAAAUACGACGAUGGGGAUGGUUGCUACUUGAAGAAGAAGAAGAAGAAGCAUCAGCACCAGCACCAGCAGCAGACCCCUCUUCGUCAACCUUCGGCCCUCAGCUCCAGCAGCAACAGCCAGAGGGUUGAGCGCCCAAGGAGCAGCUCUUCCUCCGUCAGCCUGAUGGCCAAGAAGCUAGUCAUCCGGAUGCUGAUUGUGAUUGUCAUCUUGUUCUUCAUCUGUUGGACGCCCAUCUUCAGCGUCAACACCUGGAGGGCCUUUGACCCCACCUCUGCUCAGCUCCUCCUCUCGGGAGCUCCCAUCUCCUUCAUCCAUUUGCUCUCCUACACCUCCGCCUGCGUGAAUCCGAUCGUCUACUGCUUCAUGAACAAGCGCUUCCGCCUGGGUUUCCUCGCGACCUUCACUUGCUGCGCCAAGGCGCGCCUCCCGGCGGUCCGAGCAGAGAUGGGAGAGGACGAGGAAGGGAAGACAACCAGAGCGUCCCUCUCCAGCCAACAACACCACGCAAGAUCUUCUAGGUCAGAUCAAGAGAACCCACCAUCAACACCCAAGAAUAAUGCCCUCACCGUUGGCAUCGAUGCACCAAGAACCAGUGUUCAUACAUACAGGGAGUCCUCGACCUACGACCAUAACAGAGCCCAACAUUUCCGUUGUUAAGUGAGCCGUUUGUUAAGUGAGUUUCCCCCCCCGUGUUAUGACUUUUCUUGCCACACUGGUUAAAUGAUUCAAUACAGUGGAUAAGCCAGUAACCCGGUUGUUAAGUGAAUCAGGCUUCCCCCUUGACUUCACUUGCCAGAAGGUCACAAAAUGGGAU